AUGCACGACGAGGAGAAGAAGGAAUCCAAGUGGGCGACGGCGGUGAGCAUCGCCGGCCGCAUCGCGGGCAUGGGCCUGGCGGUGGCGGCGGCGGUGCUGAUGGCCACGGCGAGCCAGUGCACCGUGUACGCGGCUUAUGGCGCGCGGCCACGUACUGUCACCUACAGCGACUUCCCGCCCUUCGUCUACCUGGUGGGCGCCGCCUCCAUCGCGGCGUUCCUAGAGGCCAUCGCAAUCUUCCUCGUCGUGUGGAAGAAGGGCAAGGACAAGACGGCCAAGGUGCUCAUGCCGUUGCUGGGCGUCGCCGUGCCCGCGCUGCUCUACUCGGCGACCGGGGCCGCGUUCGCGGCGGUGUCCGACAUGUCCUACUGCUCCGCCAACGGCAGGCGCGUCAGCGUCUGCGCCGGGAGCGCCGCCGCCGGCGGUAUCGGCGGCAGCAACUUCUGCAGCCAGGUGCAUAUCUCCGUCUACCUAUUGCUGGCUGCGGCCGUCGCCGUGUCCGUCGCCGAGGUGGUCAGGGGCCUCGGAGGCUCGGCGUCCGGUGGAGAUUCGGACUCGGACUCCAGCUCCAGCUCUGAGUCCGGCGGUUGUGACCAUGGGUGCCAUCACAAGCAUUAG
Miscanthus lutarioriparius is the source of this 618-nucleotide messenger RNA. Lineage: Eukaryota; Viridiplantae; Streptophyta; Magnoliopsida; Poales; Poaceae. The record is from the annotation of a GenBank genome assembly.